This is a messenger RNA of Paramecium sonneborni, 1603 nucleotides long. Lineage: Eukaryota; Ciliophora; Oligohymenophorea; Peniculida; Parameciidae. The record is from the annotation of a GenBank genome assembly.
AUGUAGAACGUCUAGGUUCGUUCUCCUAAAAAAUAUUGUCCAGAUCAAACUUAUAAAGAAUACUUAGAUUGUAAUCAAUUCAAGAUUAUUCUUAAUAAUUUUGUACAUCCACUUCACCAUAAAUAAUGGAAUCAUUAGCCUAGACUAACAGAAAUAAAGCUUAAUUAUUUAUUAACAAUAAUGUUUGAUGGGAAUCUUGUUUAAGAAUAUUGCAUACUCUAUCCUAAUGUAUUAAGAAUAGGUAUUCAUAAUAUUCAAUUAUCGUAAUAUCAGAUAAAAAAACAAAGUUUCUUGUUUAAUAAUAAUACCUGUUAUUUAAUAACAUUAGACAAUGAUAUUCUGCUUCUCUUUAAAAAUGAAGAUGUAUAAUUGCUUUGGUAUUAUUAAAUGAAAGAGUUUAGUAUCCUAAAGCUCUUUUAUCUAAAAUUUUAAUUAGAAUAGUAGCUAUUUUAAGAUUUCUACAAGAUUACAAACAAAAAGCAAGUAAUCUUUUUUGAUAUAUCAAGAAUAAUGAAUAAUUGUCUGCUUACUUCAUCAAUAAAUAAUAACCUUACCUUGAAUAGACAUUUGGAUUAUUACAUGAAAGUAGACAUCCUGCAAUCUUAUAAGUCAAAGGUAUUUAUGAGGAUCAAUCAAAUUAUAUCGUGGUUACUGAUUACUAUGAAGGAGAACCUUUAUUUAAUGCUCUUAUAAAUGGAUUACAAUUAAACGAAUCGCAAAUAGCAUCUGUACCUUUGUUUCUUUAAUUUAAUACUUUAGGUAUUUUACUAGAUAUUGAUCCUUCUUCGUUAUUUACAUGAUCAUGAAGCAUAUCAUGGCAAUCUUAAUGCUUUAAAUGUACUUAUAAACCAGGAGACAAUAAAUAUGGAAAUAUAAGUUAUAGGAUUCGUCUAUUAUGUAUUCAGAAUACUCAUUUUGAUAGCCUUUCAAAUAAAGUGAUGAAGUUACUUAAUAUUGGGAUUGGGUCAGUUAGUUUUAAUAUAAAAGUGGUUAAUUUGGUCAAAUUCCAGGAAUACAUUGUGAUUUGUAUUAAUUAGGAGUCUUAUUAUAUAUGAUCACCUUCUUUAAAAAAAAUGUUUUAGAGAUGGAAGUAUAAAAUACUAUGAAAAAUAGAAUAAAAAUGACUAUAUUAAAAUGUACAUAAAGUAUAUGUCAGAUUUCCGAAUAGAUCAUGAUUUAAUAAAUCUAAAUAUAGAUAUAUUGACAGGUAGAAUUUAAAUGAAAUUAGAAAUGAAAACUCCAAAUGAGAAUUACUUUCAUGUUUUUUCUUUGAGUCAAUUAGAUUUUAUAAGGAAACUACUUUGUUAAUGUUCAUUAAUGGAUGCAAUAUCUAAUUAAUGGUUUAUAAAUACAUAGCAAAAAUGUAAAUCUCAAAAUCAGCGUUAAGGAACAUAGAAUCUGAAAACAAUUAUUGAGUAGAGAGAGUUUAGUGAUGAAGAAUAAAUUAAAUCAUAGACUAAACGAAAUAGUGUUUAAAGUGAAAAUAGCAAUGAAAGUAAGUUAUUUUAAUAUAUAUAAAGUUGAUGAGUAUCCAAUAGUUGAAAAUCUAAUACGAAAUAUUAUAGAUUAUGAAAAGGCGCCAUGUAAAACUCAUCAUUGCUGA